UGAACAGGCAGGGGGAACCCCAAGCCAGAGACAGGAGACCUCCAGACUGGGGCGAGGAAUCGGACGCAAAAGAGGCUCCGGGUCAGGGUGGUGGGAGGCGUGCUGCUGAGAAUAAAGUUGGCAGGGAAGCCGGUGCACCCGCAGUCUCGUGGACCUUGGGAGACACACACUCAGGAUGUUGGUCCCCGCCUUCCUCGUCCUCCUCUUCUGCUUCAAAGGGCGUGCAGGCCCAGCACCCCAUUUCCUUCAGCAGCCAGAGGACGUGGUGGUGCUGCUGGGGGACGAGGCCCGGCUACCCUGUGCCCUGGGCUCAUACUGGGGGCUGGUCCAGUGGACCAAGGACGGGCUGGCUCUGGGAGGCGAAAGGAACCUGCCAGGGUGGUCCCGGUACUGGAUAUCAGGGAAUGCAGCCAGUGGCCAGCACGACCUCCACAUUAGGCCUGUGGAGCUAGAGGAUGAAGCAGUUUAUGAAUGUCAGGCUACACAAGCAGGCCUCCGCUCGAGACCAGCCCGACUGCACGUGCUGGUGCCCCCAGAAGCUCCCCAGGUGCUGGGCGGUCCCUCUGUGUCUCUGGUUGCUGGAGUUCCUGCCAACUUGACCUGUCGGAGCCGUGGAGACGCCCGUCCCACUCCUGAACUGCUGUGGUUCCGGGAUGGGAUCCGGUUGGAUGGGACUGCUUUCCACCAGACCCUGUUGAAGGAAGGGACCACAGGCUCAGUGGAGAGCACCUUAUUCCUGACCCCUUCCAACCAUGACGAUGGAGCCACCUUAGUCUGCCGGGCCCGGAGCCAGGCCCUGCCCACCGGGAGGGACACAGCGAUCACACUGAGCCUGCAGUACCCCCCAGAAGUGAAGCUGUCGCAGACUGGGCAGGAGGGGGAGAAAGUCACUUUUCUGUGCCAGGCCACCGCUCAGCCGCCUGUCACCGGGUACAGGUGGGCCAAGGGGGGCUUCCCGGUGCUGGGGGCCCGCGGGCCAAGGUUGGAGGUGGUGGCAGACUCUUCGUUCCUGACUGAGCCGGUGUCCUGCGAGGUCAGCAACGCCGUGGGUAGCGCCAACCGCAGCACCGCGCUGGAUGUGCUGUUUGGGCCGAUUCUGCAGGCAAAGCCGGAGCCCAAGUCCGUGGAUGUGGGAGAAGACGCCUCCUUCAGCUGUGCCUGGCGCGGGAACCCGCUCCCACGGGUAACCUGGACUCGCCGCGGUGGCGCGCAGGUGCUGAGCUCCGGGCCCACGCUGCGAAUUCCGUCCGUGGGGCCGGAGGAUGCAGGCGACUACGUGUGCAGGGCUGAGCCGGGGCUCUCGGGCCUGGGGGGCGGCGCUGCAGAGGCUAGGUUGACCGUGAACGCUCCUCCAGUAGUGACCGCUCUGCACUCUGCGCCCGCCUUUCUGAGGGGCCCCGCCCGUCUCCAGUGUCUAGUUUUCGCUUCCCCCGCCCCAGAAACCGUGGUCUGGUCUUGGGAUGAGGGCUUCUUGGAGGCAGGGUCGAGAGGCCGGUUCCUGGUGGAGACCUUCCCAGCACCAGAGGGCCACGGGGGACAGGGUCCAGGCCUGAUCUCUGUGCUACACAUUUCUGGGACCCAGGAGUCAGACUUUAGCAGGGGCUUCAACUGCAGUGCCCGGAACCGGCUGGGUGAAGGAGGCACCAGGGUCAGCCUGGGCCGUAGAGACUUGCUGCCCACUGUCCGGAUUGUGGCUGGAGUGGCUGCUGCGGCCACAACUCUCCUCAUGAUCAUCACUGGGGUGGCCCUCUGCUGCUGGCGCCACACCUCUUUCUCUAAGGACAAGAACCUGGUACGAAUCCCAGGCAGCAGCGACGGCUCCAGCUCAAGGGGCCCAGAGGAGGAAACAGGCAGCAGUGAGGACCGGGGCCCUAUUGUGCACACUGACCACGGUGACCUGGUUCUGGAUGAGGAAGGGGCUCUGGAGACCAAGGAUCCAACCAAUGGUUACUACAAGGUCCGAGGAGUCAGUGUGAGCCUGAGCCUUGGUGAAGCCCCUGGAGGGGGCCUCUUCCUGCCACCCCCCUCACCGCUUGGAGCCCCGGGGACGCCUACCUUCUAUGACUUCAGCCCACACCUGGGCAUGGCCCCCCCCUGCAGACUGUAUAGAGCCAGGGCGGGUUACCUCACCACACCCCAUCCUCGAGCCUUUACUAACUACAUCAAGCCCACAUCCUUUGGCCCUCCAGAUCUGGCCCCAGGAACCCCUCCCUUUCCGUAUGCUGCCUUCCCCACACCCAGUCAUCCGCGUCUCCAGACUCAUGUGUGACAUCUCUCCGAAUGAAGUGUCCUGGGAUCAUCGACUUGCCAUAAGGAGUUGUCCUGAUUCCUGAGGAACCAGAACAAGUUGGCGACCUUACACCUCCCACAUGGAACCUUGGGAGGGGAAGAUCAUUACAAUGGCCAGGAUCAUUACCCUAGUCAGCCCAGCUAAAAAGGAUGCCCAGGAUGGCCACUGUGCUCAUGAUUCCCCUGUGUAAAAGAGGGUCAAGAUGGCAGAUAGGCCCUCUGCAGAGGGGUGGGGACAGGGGUGACAGGAGUUAGGGGCAGGAAUGGAAGAUAUUUGCAAGAUGAUCACGUGCAUUGAAAAGAAGGGUAACAGGACAGGUCAAGCCGAAGGGCGGCCAGGUCCCACCCCGUCCUGGCUCUUCCUGAGGGACACUUCCUUGGUCGAUGAAGUGCAGCCAAGGUGGCCAUUCACUUCCUGAGAACCCAAGAUGGCCACCACCUUAAUUCCUCCCAU
Messenger RNA from Tupaia belangeri chinensis (Chinese tree shrew), 2743 nucleotides. RefSeq names its product kirre like nephrin family adhesion molecule 2 (gene KIRREL2). Gene Ontology annotation, biological process: cell-cell adhesion. Gene Ontology annotation, molecular function: cell adhesion molecule binding. Lineage: Eukaryota; Metazoa; Chordata; Mammalia; Scandentia; Tupaiidae. Gene Ontology annotation, cellular component: cell-cell junction; plasma membrane. The record is from RefSeq and is a predicted model, not a curated record.